UUGAACAAAAGCAACCUGACAAUGCGGUAAAACUCGACCCUUGAAAAUAAGCAAUGCAGCAAUCAACACAACAACACAAUAAUAAAUCAUACCAGUCAUAUUUAACAAUCGUUCUUUUAAAGUUUUAAUAGUUUGGUUACAUGCGAAAGACACUGCUGCGAUAUACAUGAAAACAAUGUGUGUUUUCUCAGACUAGUAAAAUCAGCGAUAGGCUACUCAGAGGCUCCAACACACAUACACAUAAACAGAUAAUACAUCUCUUCGUUCUUUUUCAAAACCAAAAGAUGUUACUGUUUUACAUUGUCUUGCAUGAUUUGAAAAGCAAUCGUUUGAAUCUCACAGAUCUUACCCAGCUGAACCACUCCUACGCAUCCAUGUGUUCCAAAUUGAUAUAUGACAAUAUCUACUUUCGAUCACGUGUUGCGGGGCGACUUAGACGGAUUGCGCGUCAUCUCGCCUUCCCAAAUUUUCUCCUUCUGCAGCUCGAAUCCAAAACAUCAUAUCUGUAGUACGGACUAGAAAGAUGUUUAACUCUGUUAAUCUGGGCAACUUCUGCUCCCAGACGCGUAAGGACCGGACAUCCGAGUUUGGGGACAGGAAUGGCUGUGCCUCAAACAUCUACCUCCCCAGCUGCACCUACUACGUUCCCGAGUUUUCCGCCGUCUCUUCGUUUCUUCCACAGGGGCCCUCGCGACAAAUCACAUACCCCUAUUCCACAAAUCUAUCUCAAGUGCAACCAGUGCGAGACGUUUCCUAUGGUCUGGACCCCUCCAGCAAGUGGCACCACAGAACCAACUAUGCAUCGUGCUACUCAGGAGAAGAUCUGGUGCACAGAGACUGUCUUCCGCCAUCCACCAUGACAGAAAUGCUCAUGAAAAACGAGAGUGUGUACAGCCACCACCACCACCACCACCACCAACAUCAUCCGAGCUCUAGCCACCCGUCCACUGGUUUCUACACCGGCGUAGGGAAAAACAACGUGCUCCCUCAAGGUUUCGACCGCUUUUUUGAAACCGCCUAUUGUAGCACGGACAAUCAGUCAGAACAUUGUUUACAAAAGAGCGAGAUGAACAAAUUAGAGACUUCGUCCCAGCAACCCACAGCUGUUUCCGCAGCGCAAGAGCCGGAAAAGGACGCAGAAGAUGAUGAGGAACAUACAAAUUCGGGCUCGUGCACUUCAGCAGCUACUAAGGACGGCAACGCAAGCAAGAGCAGCCAUUCGAGUAUCCCGCGCACAAGAAAGAAGAGAUGUCCAUACUCCAAGUUUCAGAUUCGUGAACUGGAACGAGAAUUUUUCUUUAACGUUUACAUCAACAAGGAGAAAAGGCUGCAGCUGUCCAGAAUGUUAAACCUUACUGACAGACAAGUCAAGAUAUGGUUUCAAAAUCGUAGAAUGAAAGAAAAGAAAUUAAGCAGAGAUCGCCUGCAGUAUUUCUCUGGGAAUCCGUUGUUGUGAUUGUUGAAAUUGUGUUGCCUUUUAUUUAAUAUCUCUGCAAACUAAAAUAAAAAAUGCCCAUUAAGGUAAUUAAAUCAUUAGAAAAUGUGUUUGUUACGGCCAGCAGCAGUACUAAAAACUGUUAGCCUUGUUUGAUUGUAAUGGCUGAGGUUGGGAAAGAAAAAAUGCAAAUUUGCUUAAUGUCAAAUUAAACCGGCAUUUCUAGUCUGUGAUUCACAAUCUAAAAGGUAUACCUAACAAGUUUAGUGUUUUUGUUUUGUUUUGUUUUUUUUAUAUGUAUGUGACAUCUUUUAAGUGAAAUGUUUAAAAUCUUCACUUUGAAAAUAGUCACAAAAUAGCUUUAUAUAUACUAUAAUAUAUUAUAAAAUUGUACCCUCUAUCAUUUUAUGGUUGUAUAUAUGUACAUUAAAACACAUACACUCGACUCUGGUUCGAAUCUGGAGAUGUCAUACUUUUUUUUUUGUUUUCACCAUUUAGAACUGUGACUUGUACAGUCUGUAAUAUUGUAUUCCUUGUACAGAGAUUAUGCAUUGUGCAUUCGUGAAUGUAAAUAUAAUGUUAUUUUGAGUAUCCUCAUCCUAUCCCUGCUGCUAUUUUUCUUUACAUUGCAUUUACAGCCUUGUGAGCUUUGUCGUUCGAUUAUUUAAAUUAUUUGAUGUACGCCCAGAGUUCUCAUUUAGUUCGGAGGGAUAGCUCAGCGAUCCGAUUUGGCCUGUGUACUACAUAUUAAUCCAAAAAUAAACACAAAUAAAGGUAAACUGAUAUGUCAAUUGUGACUUGAUUUAAUAAAAAAUCAUAAGGUAAUCUAUGGUGAAGUAAAAU
This is a messenger RNA of Carassius carassius (crucian carp), 2278 nucleotides long. Its product is annotated as homeobox protein Hox-C11a. Gene Ontology annotation, cellular component: nucleus. Bases 524 to 1456 code for a protein of 310 amino acids. Gene Ontology annotation, biological process: anatomical structure development; regulation of transcription by RNA polymerase II. The transcript has 2 exons. The record is from RefSeq and is a predicted model, not a curated record. Gene Ontology annotation, molecular function: DNA-binding transcription factor activity, RNA polymerase II-specific; RNA polymerase II cis-regulatory region sequence-specific DNA binding. Lineage: Eukaryota; Metazoa; Chordata; Actinopteri; Cypriniformes; Cyprinidae.